Messenger RNA from Aethina tumida (small hive beetle), 3365 nucleotides. It is a transcript of the gene smo, whose product is annotated as protein smoothened. Gene Ontology annotation, molecular function: transmembrane signaling receptor activity; patched binding. The coding region runs from base 209 to 3196 and encodes 995 amino acids. Gene Ontology annotation, cellular component: cilium; plasma membrane; dendrite. Lineage: Eukaryota; Metazoa; Arthropoda; Insecta; Coleoptera; Nitidulidae. The transcript is spliced from 10 exons. The record is from RefSeq and is a predicted model, not a curated record. Gene Ontology annotation, biological process: smoothened signaling pathway; positive regulation of smoothened signaling pathway; central nervous system development.
GCGCGCAACCACUUGCGCAUCGCACUUGUCUCGUUCUUUUUCUUCGCGAUGCGGGUGGUCCAUCGUUCUCUGUCCAACGCGACGGACCACCAAUAAGGUUUCUCUCGCGUCCACAUCAACACGCAACACAAACAAGUCCAAAACAUUUGAAACAUGUGCACCCCAUUGUCUGGCCAGUGAUUCCACCGAAUGUACGAAUAUGUGCUAGAUGAAGACGAAGAUGAGACUGUUGCUGUGCUUCUUGUGCAUUGUGCGCGUGUAUUCCAUCAUCAACAUCCUGGAGGAGGUGGGCACCGAUGAGGACUUUAAAUUUAAAUCGCCGAGCGAACGGGCCCCGUUCAUCAAGCACCGGGGACACAAGAACAACAACGAGGACAUGUUCUUGGACAAAUCGUUCUUGGAUUACAGCAAACGGCCGGCAACUUGCGAGCCGAUAUUAAACAAUUACACCUGCAUGGGGGCCAAGUUGCCGUACAAAACGACCACCCUCAAUCUCACCGACCUGAAUUCCCAAGAAAAGGUUCAAGAAAAACUGCAGUACUAUCAGUUCAUCCGUUACAUCCCUAAAUGUUGGUCGGUUAUCCAGCCGUUCUUGUGUGCACUGUACAUGCCAAAAUGCGAGGACGGGAACGUUUAUCUGCCGUCUAGGGAGAUGUGCAAAGUGACGUUGGAACCGUGCAAAAUUUUGUACAAUAGUUCUGUUUUUCCCGAAUUCUUAAACUGCGAGGACGAGCGGCUGUUUCCGCCAAAAUGCAAGAACGACAUUCAGGAGGUGAAAUUCAACACCACCGGUUUCUGCAUGGAUCCGUUAAUCAAGACUGAUUUACAAGAUUGGUUUUAUCCAGAUGUUGAAGGUUGCGGUUUAAAGUGCAAAGAUUCCCUUUACACCGAAAAUGAACAUUACCAAAUCCACAAGCUAAUCGCAUACUGCGUUUUAAUAUGCAUCGCCCUCAAUUUAUUCACCAGCACAACGUUCAUCAUAGACUGGAAAACGGCAAACAAAUAUCCGGCCCUAGCAAUUUUCUACAUCAACGUGUGCUUUUGCAUUUCGUAUUUCGGAUGGCUUAUCCAAUUUUUGGGCAACGACACCAGAGAAGAUGUCGUUUGUAAGAAAGACGGAACGUUAAGGAAGUCCGAGCCGAGCGCAAGCGAAAAUCUAUCGUGCGUCAUUAUUUUCGUCAUGGUUUAUUAUUUUUUCGUUGCCGGUUUAGUGUGGUUCGUCAUCUUUAGCUACGCUUGGUACAUGAGUUCGCUACAAGCUUUAGGGAAAAUACAGGAGAGGGUGGACAAGAAAAAGGCCUACUUCCACCUAAUUUCAUGGAGUCUACCUCUAAUUUUGACUAUCACCACGAUGGCAAUAGGAGAAAUAGACGGUGACUACGUUACAGGAAUAUGCUUCGUCGGUUUCGUUAAUAGAGCUGCCAGAACUGGUUUACUUCUAGCUCCUUUAGCUGCGACGAUGUUGGCAUCCGGAUAUAUAAUCGUCAAAGGUCUUAUACUUUUAACGAAAGUGAAAAUGGAGAGUCGUGACAUAAUAUCAGAACAUUCAAGUAGGAAAAUACGUUCGAAUAUUGUCAGGAUGAGCGUGUUCACGGUGUUUAUGGUCAUGUUUUGCGUCAUAACCUUCGGCUACCACCAUUACAUUUCGGUUAACACCGAUUCCUGGACGUCCAGCUUGAACUCCUACAUAAUGUGUAAAUUGACUAGUCUGAGCACCGAUCACUCCCACUGCAAACAGGAAUCUAGGCCGAGCGUGGCGAUGCUUCAGUUACAACUCUUGGCAGUUUUUGGCUCCGGAAUUGCUAUGGCGUCUUGGUGUUGGUGUGAUGCCACCUUGCACGCCUGGGGAAGAUAUAUUAGGAAAAAAUUUAAUUGUGAAAAAGACGAACAAACUAAACACCAGAAGCACAAAAUAAUAGCCCAGGCGUUUGCGAAGCGUAAGGUGUUCAACAAGGGCGGUAAGAUCUCAAUAAUAUGUCUCAGUCACACCGACCCCGUCGGCUUGGAGUUCGAGUUAAACAGUGCCGCUAGUAGUAACGAACUAAGCACUACGUGGGCAGCCAAUUUGCCACGUUUUGUUAACAGACGAGGCGCUGUGCCUAAUGAAGUAAACUACUCCGUCUCAAGCAAUAACAUGUCCGUUGAUUCGGAACUUAGCUUAAACGUACGACAUGUCAGCAUCGAAAGCAGGAGGAACUCGGGUGACAGUCAAGUAUCAGUUCAAAUUGCCGAGCUGAAAGCUAGGAGAAAGGUGAACGGCAGAAGACACAGACAGAAACACGGGAUGAGGAGCAACUCGAGAAGCUCACACAUUCGCAAAAACAGGUACAAAAGAGAAAGCAGCACGAGUCUAGAUUCGCAUUUCCAAUUUUUGAACGCCAUAACCGGUGGUGAUACGAAAAAUUUCGCACCCAAUUUGAAUAGAAGAUUAGGAAAUGCCGGGUUGGACAAUCAGCAAAUCAACAACAUCGUCAAUACUAAGAUUUUCAACAGGGACGUGAACAUAAGUGAGGAUGAAAACGUGUCUGUAACAAUAUCCGAAAGUAAAUUCAACGUUAAAGUAAGCAACGCUCCCACAAUGGAUCUAAAUGAUCAGUGGCUUGUUGAAUCGCUGUGCAAAAAGGGUGGCGUACAAAUUGAAGAAAUUCCAUCCAGUUCAGAUUCGGACUAUAAAGACAGUGCACAGGAAAAACGAUAUUCCAAAUCAGGAAGAGACUCGCAUUCGAGUAAGAAAUCAAGACGUUCUAAACGUUCAGCCCGAAAACACUACAGCAGUCGUUCAGCCAGCGAAGAAGAAACUCGCAGGCCCGCCGACGAUACGGAUAGUGACAGUAGUUCGUGUGCUGAAAUCCAGCAGCUCGUACAAAGCUCCUUGAAUUCUGGAGUGAGCGUUGGUUACGAGAAGAACAGGGGCAGCAGACAAUCGAAGACUUCGAAUGAUGUGGCCGUUCAGGCGAACGCGCAUGACAUAGUCAGCCAAACGGCCGCAUUCGAUUUGGAGAUGCAGAACAUAAAGACUGAAGAAAAAGAGAAGCACAAAAGUAAGAAAAUGAAGACGAACGAGAACAAAAAGUAUAAGAAAUACUGUGAUAUGAACGGAUCAUUUGAUAAAAUUAAAAAGUCCAAGGAGAAAUAUAGAAAAUACGGGAGCUCAGAGGAAAUGGUCAUAUUAAAUGACUCUAAUAGAAAAUAUUGAGUUCAACUGUAAAUUAUUUUAGUAUUUUACUACUAUUUUAUGAACAAUAUUCUCAUUUAGGAAUUGUAGUGUUAUGUAGGAAAUACCAAAUUUUCUAGUGCAGUAUUAGAUAUGUAAUGACUAGUUUUGUAUAAAUUUUAUACUGUUUUAUAUUAAAUAUAUAAAUGCG